Molecule: messenger RNA, 1504 nt
Organism: Odocoileus virginianus texanus
Lineage: Eukaryota; Metazoa; Chordata; Mammalia; Artiodactyla; Cervidae
Source: RefSeq, a predicted model, not a curated record
GAAACGCGCCUCCGCGGGUGAGGCAGGUGGCCGCGGCGUCCCUCUUGCCCUUGGCUCUCGGAUCCUCGGCCUGCAGUUAGGCUGCCGGUUGGGGUUGCAUCUGCACGGCUGAGUCCAUGGACGCUGGAAGCGGUCCUGGGGGCUGUCGUCUCCGCCCCCUCUACAGCAGAGACCUGAAGAAGGUUCAAGACAAAGGAGACUCUGACAUCAUCACGGGAGAGAAGAGAUACAAUAUGUUACUGAAAGUAGAACCUUGGAAUGAAAGAGCCCUUCUCAUAGAUUUUGGAGGACAUAAAUGGGCAAAUUACUCUUCAGUAAGAUGGAAAUUUUUUCAGCAGCAGUGUACAAGAAUGUCAUUCCUCCAAGCUGUGCCAGCCUUAGGCCUCUCAGAUACCAAGCACAGUGAUCUUCUGGAAUCUAAGGGAUGCUUUGCCAAUGUAACAUCAUCUGGCAGAAGGGUCAGCUCCUCAUCUACUGAAACAGGUCUGAGUGUCGGUAAGCCUCUCAGCCCUUGCAGAGGCCUUGUCCACCUAGACCCUGCUGCAGAGUUGGAUCUGAAAUCCUCCUCCUCACAUUCUGAUCACUCCUCUGAAACUUCAUUGCCUGAAGUCCAAAAGGAUAAAUAUCCCCAGGAAUUCAGCCUGCUCAAGUUGCAGACAAAAGAUGGGCAGCGUCCUGAGUGGACAUUUUAUCCAAGGUUUAGCAGCAACAUCCACACCUACCAUGUUGGAAAGCAGUGUUUCUUUAACGGGGUCUUCCUCGGCAAUAGGAGGUCUCUGUCAGAGAGGAUAGUGGACAAGAGCCUUGGGAGAAAGAAAUAUGUUCUUGACCCCAGGAAUGGAAUCCCAAAGUUAACUCCAGGAGAUAAUCCAUAUAUGUAUCCAGAACAGAGUAAAGGCUUCCACAAAGCAGGAUCAACUCUCCCACCAGUGAAUUUUUCAAUAGUGCCUUAUGAAAAGAAAUUUGACACAUUUAUUCCACUUGAACCUCUUCCACAAAUCCCCAACUUGCCUUUCUGGGUGAAGCACAAGGCCAACAUGCUGAAGAGCGAGAUAAGAGAAGUCAAAGAGCUUGAUGACUGGCAGCCAGCGAUCUCCUUGCUACACAGUUUGCUCCCUGCCGGUGGGUCAAAGGACUUUCAAAAAAUAGCAUAACAACUGGAGGCAAGCCUGGAAGAGCAGGCUUCUGAGAGGCUUCACAAUGGAGAGGAGAGAGGCAGAGCCUCUCCCAGAGUGGAUGGUAUCCUUCGCCCCGAGGCGGCCCCUGGGCAGAUGUCACGGCUGUGGGUUGCUGUCAAGUAUAUCUUUGAGAACUGUUGGUCUUGUGAUGGAGCACAGCCUUUAACUGUGCCUCUAUCCACAGGUUCUUUGGACUUUCCAAGACAGUCCUGAACAGAAACAGGUCCAGGAAGCAGGCACCGACUGGCCCCUGGAGAGCCUUUUCCUGUUGAUUGCUUCUGUUAGUGCAACUGUUCUAAAUCAAAUGUUUGACUUGGAUGCAAAAA